Messenger RNA from Spodoptera litura, 2202 nucleotides. NCBI's taxonomy places the organism in Eukaryota, Metazoa, Arthropoda, Insecta, Lepidoptera, Noctuidae. The record is from RefSeq and is a predicted model, not a curated record.
AAGAUUUUAUAUAAUUUGAAAUAGACACAAAUAAAGGUAGUACUUGUUAAUUUUUCAAGUUAUGGACUUCCUUAGCUUAGUUAUCAAGCAAGUCCUUGACCUCAGUCAGCCCGGUUUGACCUAAAUAUCCACGUACUAUUUUCUGCUAGCAACUUCAGUCUGUCGGAUGUCAAACUCGUCAAAGUGUACUCAGAUACGCGAGUGUUGAUAAAAAUCGUAGUAAAAUGAAUAAAACAGUGAUUUCAAACGAUGGGGUUUGGUGUUGAACCGUGUGUAGUGAAUGAAACAUUAAGUGGAAACUGUAAAUUAAGCAUACAAAACAAGUGGUGCAGAACUUUAUCGCAGCCAAGCCGGGGCGGAGUCGCAAGCCAGCAGGCUCUGGUUCGGAGAGCAGCAUCAGCCCGCGGGCGUCUCGUGCGCCCUAGCAUGUUCCUCCAGUCGUCGCACUCGUCUUUACCAACAGUGAAUUAGAGUCCAGUAUGUCGGGCGCGACGGCGGGCGGCAGUGCGGGCGGGGGCGCGGGGGGCGCGGCUCCCCUCGCCGCGCUGGGCGGGCUGGGCGGCUCGCUGGAGGACAAGGACUGCGACCUGCUGUGUCCCGUGUGCUUCGAACUCAUCGACGAGGCCUACGUCACUCGCUGCGGACACUCCUUCUGCUACGCCUGCAUCAGCAAGGCCGUGGAGCUCCACCGGCGCUGCCCGAAGUGCGGCGCGGCGCUGGCGUCCCGCGAGCACAUAUUCCCCAACUUCUUGCUGAACGAGGUGGUGGCGCGGCGCCGCGCCCCCGCGCCCGCGCCCCCCGGCGCCGCGCCCAGCGUGCGCGCGCUGGUGGCGCCCGAGCCCGCGCCCCCGCCGCCGCCGGAGCCCGACGCGGACGCCGACAGCCGCGCGGCGCUGCGCCCCCGCGGCCUCGACGCCUUCCGCGAGGACCUGGUGGCCUUCACCCGGUACCGCGCGCUGCGCCCGCUGGCCACGCUGUCGUACUGCAGCGACGCCAUCAACUACUCCACCAUCGUGUCCACCAUCGAGUUCGACAAGGACGAGGAGUUCUUCGCCAUCGCGGGCGUGACGAAGCGCAUCAAGGUGUUCGAGUACGAGGCCGUGGUGCGCGACUGCGUGGACGUGCACUACCCGUGCGCGGAGAUGCAGUGCUCGCACAAGAUCUCGUGCGUGUCGUGGAACGCGUACCACAAGAACGUGCUGGCCUCGUCCGACUACGAGGGCACCGUCAGCGUCUGGGACGCCGCCACGGGCCAGCGCACGCGCGCGCUGCACGAGCACGACAAGCGCUGCUGGUCCGUGCACUUCAACCGCGCGGACGUCAGACUGCUGGCCUCGGGCUCCGACGACGCGCGCGUCAAGCUGUGGGCGCUGAACGCGGAGCGCUCGGUGGCGACGCUGGAGGCCAAGUUCAACGUGUGCUGCGUGCGCUUCAACCCGCGCUCGUCGUGCCACCUGGCCUUCGGCUCGGCCGACCACUGCGUGCACUACUACGACCUGCGCGCGCCGCGCUCGCCGCUGGCCGUGUUCCGCGACCACCGCAAGGCCGUGUCGUACGUCAAGUUCCUGGACGCGCGCACGCUGGUGUCGGCGUCCACGGACUCGGCGCUGAAGCUGUGGCGCGUGGAGUCGCCGCGCUGCGUGCGCUCCUUCAGCGGCCACGCCAACGAGAAGAACUUCGUGGGACUCGCCACCGACGGCCGCUACGUGGCCUGCGGCUCCGAGAACAACGCGCUGUACGUGUACUACGCCGGCCUGUCGCGGCCGCUGCUGGUCUACCGGUUCGACGCCGUGCGCGGCUUCCUGGAGCGCGAGCGCCGCGACGAGGAGCCGUCCGAGUUCGUGUCGGCCGUGUGCUGGCGCCGCGCCGGCCCGGACCCGGCCGUGCUGCUGGCCGCCAACUCGCAGGGCACCAUCAAGGUGCUGGAGCUGGUCUGACAUGCAAUGUAUAUAUUCCAAUAAUUAUCGGGAAAAACAUUAAAUCGACUCUUUUCUUUAUCCUUUGUAUAAAGUUCAUAUUGCAAGCACACUGUUGUUGCCCAAGCGAUGUUGGAGCACAGAACACAUCGUUGGAGGAUAACGUCACGUACCAAAAUUGAUUGAUGGAUCACUGACAAUUUGUUCUUGGUGUGAUUAUUAACACUAGGUUAUAACAAAGAAGUUAACUGCAAUCUAAAGAUAAAUCCAUGAAUCCACGACUGAA